AUGGAUCUAUCCCAUCUCCCAAUCGACCACUUCGCGAAGGUCGACCAAUUUACUCGAACUUUAUAUUACGAUGUCUACCCAUCUGUCACUCCUUCGUCAGAAGAACUCGAUCAAAAAGGGAAAACUGUCUUGAUUACGGGUGCUAGCUCAGGUAUCGGACGAUACGGAAUUGCCUUGUCUUUCGCAAAGGCAGGCGCGAGUGUCCUUAUUCUUGCUGGGCGAAAUAAGCAAGAUCUGCAAGAAGCGGCUGGCGAAAUACAUCUAGCGGCACCGGAAACUCUGAUUGACAUAAGGGCAGUUGAUAUCAGUAGCGAGGCUGAAGUCAAGGAUACUUUCAAUGACCUUAAAGCAAAAUAUCCAAGAAUUGAUAUUCUUGUGAACAAUGCAGGUGCUGGGGAAUCUCCACUUCCAAUUGUUGAAAUUGAACCCGCGAAAUGGUGGCGCAACUUCGAAGUCAAUGUUAAAGGAACAUUUUUGAUGACUCAAAACUUCCUACAGCUGAAUGGGAAGGACAGUAAUAUGACUGUCAUAAACGUUACGAGCGCAGCGGCCUUAAAUUCCUUCCCCUGUCUAUCGAGCUACUCGCUAUCAAAGCUCUGCCAAAUCAGACUUCAGGAUUUUAUACGCGUGGAAAACCCCAACGUCCAGACUUUCAGCCUACACCCUGGAAUUGUGAUGACUCGUAUGACUCCGACCUUUUUUGAACGCUUUUCAAAUGACACGUUUGAUUUGGUUGGUGGUGUUACUGUUUGGCUGGCCUCUAAGCAAGCGGAGUUCAUGAGCGGGAGGUACAUGUCUGUUAACUGGUCUGUGGACGAACUGGUUGAAAGGAAGGAUGAGAUUGUUUCAAACGGCCUCCUUGAGAUUAAGCUACAUGGAAAAUUCGGUAGCUCUGAUUGA
Penicillium brasilianum is the source of this 900-nucleotide messenger RNA. Lineage: Eukaryota; Fungi; Ascomycota; Eurotiomycetes; Eurotiales; Aspergillaceae. The record is from the annotation of a GenBank genome assembly.